Molecule: messenger RNA, 6302 nt
Organism: Malurus melanocephalus (red-backed fairy wren)
Lineage: Eukaryota; Metazoa; Chordata; Aves; Passeriformes; Maluridae
Gene: PRLR
Product: prolactin receptor
Exons: 13
Coding region: 61-2541 (826 amino acids)
Biological process (GO): cytokine-mediated signaling pathway
Cellular component (GO): signaling receptor complex; external side of plasma membrane; membrane
Molecular function (GO): cytokine binding; cytokine receptor activity
Source: RefSeq, a predicted model, not a curated record
UCAUUAUCAGGCAAAAUGAGUCCUUGAUCUGAUCCUUUCUCCUGAGGAGAAACUGGCAUCAUGAARCCGAGACUCAUUUCAUCAGCUCAAAUUAUUUUGCAGCUUGCUCUGACUGCAGUAGGUCUGACUGGUCAAUCGUACCCUGGAAAACCCCAGAUAAUAAGAUGUCGUUCUCUAGAAAAGGAAACCUUUUCUUGUUGGUGGAAGCCUGGCUCAGAUGGAGGACUUCCUAACAAUUACACCCUAUUCUACAGCAAGGACAGUGAAGAAAAGAUCUAUGAAUGUCCAGACUACCUAACAUCAGGUCCCAACUCCUGCUACUUCGAUAAAAACCACACUAAUCCCUGGACAACAUAUAUUAUCACUGUAAUGGCAACAAAUGAGAUUGGAAGUAACAGCUCAGAUCCUCAACAUGUGGAUGUAACUUCCAUAGUUCAGCCAGAUGCUCCUGUGAACCUCUCUCUAGAAGCAAACACAUCUGCUAAUGUGUCAUACCUUUGGGCAAAAUGGUCUCCACCUCCAUUAGCUGAUGCCAGCUCUAAUUCACAUGUUUAUCACUAUGAGCUACGAUUAAAGCCUGAGGAAAAGGAAGAGUGGGAGACAAUAUCCGUAGGAAUGCAGACACACUACGAGGUGACCAGCCUGCAAGCUGGGGCAAAAUACAUUGUUCAGGUGCGUUGUAUGCUGGACCUCGGAGAAUGGAGCGAGUGGAGCUUGGAAAGACGCAUUCAAAUCCCCAAAGAACAGUUACCUCCUGAAAAGCCUACAAUAGUAAAGUGCCGUUCUCCUGAAAAGGAAACAUUUACUUGUUGGUGGAAACCUGCUUCAGAUGGAGGACUCUCUACUAACCACACUUUGCUUUACAGCAAAGAGGGAGAAGAAAAAGUUUAUGAAUGUCCAGAUUACAAAACUGCAGGCCCCAAUUCGUGCUACUUCGAUAAAAAGCACACCUCUUUCUGGACCAUAUACAAUAUUACUGUGAGGGCAACUAAUGAAAUGGGAAGUAAUGUCUCUGAUCCUCAUUAUGUGGAUGUGACUUACAUAGUACAGCCAGAUCCUCCUGUGAACAUAACUCUGGAAUUAAAAAAGUCCAUAAAUAGAAAACCAUAUCUGGUCCUGACAUGGUCUCCACCCCCACUAGCUGAUGUGAGAUCUGGAUGGCUGACCCUUGAAUAUGAAUUGAGACUAAAGCCUGAAGAAGGAGAGGAAUGGGAGACUAUUUUUGUUGGACAGCAAACACAAUGUAAAAUGUUUAGUUUAAAUCCUGGAAAGAGGUACAUUGUACAGAUUCACUGCAAACCGGACCACCAUGGAUUGUGGAGUGAGUGGAGCCCAGAAAUGUACAUUGAGGUCCCGACUGACUUUAGAGUAAAAGAUAUGGUUGUGUGGAUCAUCGUUGGUGUCCUGUCUUCUCUUAUAUGUUUAAUCAUGAGCUGGAUAAUGAUUUUGAAAGGGUACAGAAUGAUGGCCUUUAUCCUACCACCAGUUCCAGGACCAAAGAUAAAAGGCAUAGAUACACAUCUGCUGGAGACAGGAAAAUCUGAAGAAUUAUUGAGUGCUCUCGGUUGCCAUGGUUUCCCUCCAACAUCAGACUGUGAGGAACUACUGAUAGAAUAUCUGGAGGUAGAGGACGGUGAGGAUCAGCAGCUCAUGCCAAGACAUGACACUCCCAGUAAAAACACAAAAAUUAUACUCAAGGAAACAGACAAUGACUCAGGCCGAGGGAGCUGUGAUAGCCCUUCUCUGCUCCCUGUGAAGUGCAGGGAAUCCCGGUCCCUUCCAUCCCCUCUUCAAACACAAGAUGUAAAAGCUAAAGAAAAGAAAGGAGGAAAAGGAAGCUGGGAAACUCAAUGCACAGCCUCAGAACAGAAAACACUCCCUUGUAAUAAUGAGAGUACAAAGUCGUGCACAUGGCUUGCAGCUCAGCUGCCCAGUAAUCAACCUGCUAUGUUUGCCUACCACAGCACUGUGGAGGCAUUUAAGAUAACACUGACUACCACAAAUGUGAACUCUUCACCAGUUUUGGUGGGAAAUGAAGAAAAUCAUCAGUCGCUAUACCCUAUUGCUGAAACUGUCUAUGAUGGCRUAGAAAAGAAAAGCGAGAUGGAGAAUUCCAAAACUGACCAAACCRGAGUGCAGAUCAGACAAAACCAACAUAAUGACAAGUCACCUUUCCUGAAUCCCAAACUAAUGGAUUAUGUAGAAGUUCAUAAAGUAAAACAAGAUGAGGAACCAACACUAUUAUUGAAACAAAAAGCAAGUAGUGGAAAGAGCAAAAAAUGCACUGUUCCAGGAACCAGUAAAGAAUAUACCAAGGUCUCAACAGUUGUAGACCAUCACAUUUUAGUACUAUUGCCAGAUCAGCGCACCCAGCACCCACCUGUAUCUCAAGAACCUGUGGCAGAAACAUCUCAGAACCCUCAGCAAAGCCAAACUGAGAAAAAUACAGGCUACAGCAUGACAACUCCAAGUGAYUCCAGAAGAGACACCAGUGGAUCAGACUACAUGGACCCAUCUUCUUUUAUGCCCUCCUUUAAAUAAUCUUUUAGUACAGCACAUAAAUAGUGGUUAYAUGCAUAAAACAAAAUCACAUAGCAAACAGUCCUUUAAAAAAGCCUAGUCUCCAAAAGUCUAGCCUCUUGUGUGUAUUGUAUAGCUAAUAAAAUAACCUGUGGGUUGAGGUAACAGUCAUGCGAGUAUCUGGAGUAUAUAUAUCUGGAGUAUCUGGGAGAAUCCUGGAUCAGUAGCACACAUUUCUGACACAGUGAAAUGAGKAAAUGGAUCUUGGGUGUCAUGAAAAAUACACUGUAAAAUAAUUAUUCAGCUYUGCAAACCUUCUGUUAGUUGAUUAAGUCUGAGGAAAUACUGCAGGUUCAAUGAAAAUGAAAAUGAAAAUUGUUAUGGGUCAGUCAGCAAACCAUAGUGAUCUGAGCAGUUCCUACAUCAGAUUAAAUCAUUGCACAAUAGUAUUCUUACCUACAAUGUAUUUUCUUCUGAAUGCAUUCUGAUACUAGAUUAAGUUUUCUUUAUCUUUUUUCUCAGUUCUUGAGAAAAGAGGACCUCUUGUAUGUGACAAAUCAUAUAUAAAAGAGAAUAUAUUCUACAAAUUACAGUAAAAUAACAAAUUCUUCUAAAUAUAUUUUUGCUUUGUUUCAGCAUGACAGAAAACUUUGCAUCCCAUUCAUAUCCUAGUCCUGACAAACCAAAAUGAAAAAAGCAGGAUAAUAUCUGAUAUACUGCCUUACUGUAUAUAAUAUACAAUUCUACUUUAAUAUAAGCCCAUAUGUUUAAAAAUGUAUUUUUAAAUGCUAUUUUUCUAUUACCAAAAAUAGAGCAAAAUAAAAUAUUUUUUAAUUUCCCGAUGCUAUUUAGCUACUUAGGAACUUUUCUCUUUCCUUCUGCUGAGGCAGUAACAAGCAAAACUAUGAUUUCUAUACAAAGCAUAAAAUUUAACUUUAUACUAAAUGAGAAUAUGAAGAAAUUUUUAAACUAUAUUUCUAAUAUAUUGCAGAUGUAUUAGUAUUUGAAUUUUAAAUUAUUUCUUUCACAGAUCUUUUAUUAUCUAUAAUGAUAUAAUCAAAAUAGAAUUUAGGUUUUGAGAGCAGAGCUUCUUUCCCUUUGAAUUUAUAUUCUGAUGCCAAUUGUAAAUGGAAUGGGGUUCUCCUGUGUCCUGCACUUUUCUCUGAGCCUGAAAGGAAAGUUUGAAAUCAGAUUUUUCAUAAUGAAUUUAUGAACAUCAGUUUUUGAACCGCACCCCCCUGCCCCAAAGUUGRAGAUAAGAGGAAUAAGGUCUGAGUCAGAACCCUACUGAAACAGCAGUGGGAACAGAAAGGAUCCAUUAUAUCCCAUGUAACCAAAGACGGAAUCCAAACGAGACUGUAGUGGCUGGGAAGUUACUGUGGUCCUUCCUUCUUGAAACGAAAGUUUCAUUUACUCCAGAAAAGUAAGAGCAUGUGAUGACUGAUAUUAAAAACAGGCCAAAUAUUUAGCCAGUAUCAGUAGCUUCAGGGGAAAUUGGAAACUUAAUGUGAGGGAAUGGGAAAUGGUCCUCUACCUGUGAAGGAAAGUGUAUUUGAUAGACGGGCUCUCUUUUGUUCUUCUCCUUCCUGAACAGAUUCUCACCAUAUUUUUAUGAUUUUAUGUACUGAGCCAGCCUUCCUGUGGUAUCAGGUACCUGUUGCAGAGCCAGACACAAGAGAAUUUCAGAUUUUGAAGGUCCCAGAAAGCCACAUCUAAUUUGGUGAACCWAAUUCUCACCCUUUACCUUCAAAGCCAUGGAACUGCUCGAGCACAGAUUUGUCAAGCUGUCUAGCGUUUCCAAAGGCAGGACUCUAGAGUUUAACUGUGUGUCUGUAAUCAUACUUACAUAUAGUAGUGUAGCCUGUAACAGGUGGCAUCAGACUCAGAUCCUGAGUCCACUAUACAGGCAAUUCCCCACUUUCAGAGGCUGAUCAGAGCAGGCUGCAUGYUCUGCCAAAGGUGUGAGAAGGUAUCUAAGGCUCUUAAUUCAGACACUCAUUUAACACAUGGAGACAUGCAGUGGCUACUUCAGAUAUAAGCCAAACAAAACUCUGUCUAGUUAUCAUUAACAGAACAAUUUUACCAUAGACACACUGUAGCAUAUCUUUCAAAUUUCUUGAGACGCUAGAAGUACUGCAAAGAAGCAAUUGAGUUAUGAGGGAACUUGAUAACACACUGUGUCUGGCAGAGUUUUGUUUACCCUUCAGUUUUCUGACUCAACCUGACGGGGCUAGUUUGAUCAGACACACUUUUUUACACAGAUAGCCAUAUCUGCAUUGUUCCUACACCUAGUGAUGUGCAGAAGGAUAUGCUGCUGCAUCCCUUCUGGGAUGUACCUAGUGAUGCAGAGAGGCUGCAGUACCUUAYCAAGCCUACAGCCUAAAGGUGUUCCUUACAGGGCAGAUUUCUUAGGUUAGAACACAGGUGACUACCCACAUGUACGACAGCGACAGGCUGUUCCCAUCCUAUCUUUUUACCUGAGGUGGUUUUUCAUCUGAGGCAAACAGACACUACAUUUAGCAGAUUUUGAGUGUCUGAUUCAUCCUGCCUAACCAUAGGCAUGUGUGCCUCCAACAAUCCACACAGAGUCAAAGAGUUCCUCUGCUUUGUCAUAAAUGAGUACUGAAACUGCAAAAUACUUGUAGCAUACAUUACAUCAGGUGGUGGUGCUGAGCAUCUCCCACCUUUGCUGAUGAAUGUCACAAUAUGCCAUCACGGCUCUCUGUGAAAAGGGAAAGUCACCCACAAUGGAAAAGGGGCAUUUGCUAGCUGCUUUAAAGCUUUUGGGGAUUUGCUAGCUAAAUGCAAUUUGAACACAUUGUCAUAAAUAUAUUUAAUUCUUGAAGCUAAACAAAUGUGCAGGUAGAUUAAUUUUCCCUUGGAUUUACUUUUAUUUUCCAAAACACCUCGUUACUCCCAGUGGCAGAGCUUCUGAAAGUGGCCUUAAACAUCUGAAAUUACAUUAAAAAAAACCCCAAACAACUAGUGUUCUGUAAAAUCAAAAUAACCUUCMGCUAAGUGUUUGGUCCUUUGAAUGUUCAACAGCUUAAUUCUUUCUGUUCACAACAACAUUUUGCUUGCAGCUCUUUAAGCUUUUGAUUACGAAGUACGAGUUUUUGCACCAGUUUUACACAGUCAAUCAAUGUAAAAUUAUGACACACACAGUGGGGAAAAACAGGCUCUUGACACCUCCUUUGAUAUCCAGAGGGAUAAAGCAUWCAACAGAAUUCACCCCAGGAACAGGGAUUAGCCCUCUAGCUCUUGCACCRUUAGUCAAAUUUUUCACUUGGAAUAAUUAUUUCAAGAAUGCGAAUGAUGUUUUCAAUGUCAAAGUUAUCCAUGUGUCAUUWAUAGUGUGAAUUAUUUUGUAGGAGUGUAAAAGCCCUUAAAGGAAGCAUAAAGACUCUUCUAAAUUAUUAGUUUUAUAAAAUUCCUAAAACUGAAAGUAAUUGCCUUUAAUUAAUUGCCUUUCCUUCUGACUCAGACUAAUUUUAUUAACAUUUUUUCUUUGCUAUUGGCAAAUAACAUUCGUUAUCUUUUUUUUUUUUUUUUGGCAGACAUGUUUGAUAUACAAUUUUGGUGUUUCUGUGUAGUAUUUCAGACUUUUAAAGAAAUACAAACUAAUGAAUUGGCACUGUGCUCACAAAACUCAAUAUCACAUAUGAUAAGGACUAAGAUCGGUCUUGAUGAUACUAUACAACUACAAAGAUUAUUUAAUAAAAAUGCAGUGAAUUAACCUUAUAUGAUGUUAAAAGAGGAUAUAUGUGUUUAUGGAACAAACU